GUUAACCCUUUUAAAAAAUCUAAAUAUUCUGUAACAUGCCAUAUUCUGUAGUUGCAGUGAGCAGAGGCCAAGCGCCCCCAUCUAUUUGUAGCUUCUUCUCACAGUCAAAACCCUAAAUUGUAGCUUCCUUCUUGAUUCAGCAGCCGAUGCCCCUCCUCAAACCCCUCCUCGGCACUUCUCAACUGCUCAAUCUUCCUCCAGUAAAUUCUUCAACCUUCUCUUCUCUCUCUUCUCGCCCAGACAUCCAUCUCAUCGACAAAGCCAUCGCCAUCCUCAAACGCCACCACCCAGUCCACCUCCAACCACUAUCUUCUCAAUUCACUCCUCAUUCAGCUUCCCAUUUGCUUCUCGAAUGCCAAUUCGACAAAACUUUAACCCUGAAGUUCAUCAAUUGGGCCCAACAAUGCCAGUUCUUCGACUUCCGUUGCAAGUGUCUUGCCCUUCACGUCCUCACCAGGUUCAAGCUCUACAAGACUGCCCAGUCCCUUGCCGAAUCCCUUGCCCUGGGUUCCGACGACGACGACACGGGCAGUUCUGUGUUUCAAUGUCUCAAAGACUCAUACCAACUGUGCAAUUCCAGCUCGGCUGUGUUUGAUCUUGUGGUAAAAUCGUACUCUCACUUGAAACUGAUCAAAAGAGCUCUGAAUACUAUUGAUUUAGCCAAGCUUCAUGGUUUUAUGCCAAGUGUGUUAUCGUAUAAUUCUGUUAUUGAUGUGGUAGUUAGGUCCCGCCAUUCCAUUGAAUUAGCUGAAAAUUUGUACAAUGAUAUGAUUAGAACUGGUAUUUCGCCGAAUGUGUAUACUUAUAAUAUACUGAUUUGGGGUUUUUGUGGGGUUAGAGAAUUGGAGAAGGGGUUGGGUUUCUUCAAUGAAAUGAAGAGAAAUGGGUGUUUGCCGAAUGUGGUUACUUUUAAUACCUUAAUUAAUGCUUAUUGUAAAAUGGGACGAAUCGAUGAGGCGUUGAAAGUGUUGAAUUCAAUGUCAGCCAAGUGUCUGGAGCCAAACUUGAUUUCCUACAAUGUGAUUAUUAAUGGGUUGUGUCAAGAAGGGAGGCUGAAGGAGACAGGUCAGGUUCUUGAUGAGAUGACGCGGAAGGGUUUUGUCCCUGAUGAGGUGACAUACAAUACGCUUGUGAAUGGUUAUUGCAAAGAAGGUAAUUUUCACCAAGCACUUGUUUUGCAUGCGGAGAUGGUGAGCAAAGGUGUCUCUCCAAAUGUUGUUACAUAUACAUCAUUAAUUAAUUGCAUGUGUAAGGCUGGGAACUUGCAUCGCGCAAUGGAUUUUUUUGAUCAGAUGCACGCGAGGGGAUUAGGUCCGAAUCAGAGAACAUAUACAACAUUGAUUGAUGGCUUCUCCCAGAAGGGAUUCAUGGAUGAAGCUCAUCGGAUCUUGAAAGAAAUGAUUGACACUGGAUAUUCACCUUCAAUUGUGACUUAUAAUGCAUUAAUCAAUGGACACUGUGCAUUGGGCAGGAUGGAAGAUGCUUUAGGAGUGAUUCAAAAUAUGGUGGGGAAAGGGUUAGAACCUGAUGUUGUUAGUUACAGUACUCUCAUUUCUGGGUUUUGCAGAAAUAAAGAUUUGGAUAAGGCAUUUCAAAUGAAGCGGGAGAUGGUGGAUAAAGGAGUUUCCCCCGAUGCUAUUACCUAUUCAUCUCUGAUUCAUGGCCUAUGCGAGCAGAGGAGACUGAAUGAAGCCGUCGAUCUUUCUCAAGAAAUGUGGAAAAUAGGUUUGCCUCUGGAUGAAUGUACAUAUACUACCCUGAUCAAAGCUUAUUGUGACGAAGGGGAUAUUGAAAAGGCUCUCUAUCUGCAUGCUGAAAUGAUCAGAAAGGGCUUCCUUCCUGAUUCUGUUACCUACAGUGUGCUAAUUAAUGGGCUUAGCAAGCAAGCUCGGAUGAGGGAUGCAAAGCAGCUUUUGUUUAAGUUGUUUCAUGACGAGCCUGUCUCAAAUCAUGUCACAUAUGAUACACUGAUAGAGAACUGUUGUAAUAGUGAGUUUAGGAGUGUGGUAGCUCUCAUGAAAGGAUUCUGUAUGAAGGGUUUGAUAAAUGAAGCAGAUCGAGUUUUUGAAUCAAUGAUACAGAGGAACUACAAGCCUAGUGAAGCAGUUUAUAAUGUUAUUAUACACGGUCAUUGUAGAGGUGGAAAUCUAUUGAAAGCGUUCAAUCUCUACAAGGAAAUGGUGCAGUUUGGUUUUGUUCCUCAUACUGUAACUGUUAUUGCUCUGAUUAAAGAGCUUUUCAAAAAGGGUAUGAGUGUGGAGUUGAAUGAGGUUACAAGGAACACAUUAAAUAGCUGCAGGCUUAGCGAUGCUGAGCUUGCAAAAGUCCUUGUUGAGAUAAAUCUUAAAGAAGGUAACAUGGAUGCUGUAUUUAACUUGCUUAGUGAAAUGGCUAAAGAUGGCCUUCUUCCAAAUAGUGGGAAGACCACCUUUGUUGGGGGAUGAAUUGAAAUAUAGAUGGAGUUCUUAUGUGCUUUCUGCAAUGGGUCAAAGGCCAACAAUGAUCAUCUUCCAGAUUCUAAAGGAGCUACAGAAAUCGUGUGAAACAAAUCCCUUUCUCCUUCAUCCCUAUACUUUCAAGUGCUGAUAAUAUUCUCUAUUAAUGGGUUGAUUUCUUUCUUGGGUUUCAACUUUUUGCUGAGGCGCUCUCAAGAUCUUGGAAACAGACUGGCUGAAGAUGCUUCUGCUUUAUCUUACUGCCUGAUGAUUCUUCAGCUGUCUUAAUGUUGGACUCUUUUUAAUGUAAGAGCUGUUGCCAUAUUAGCUCUGACUACCACAAGAAGAUCAUCAGCAAAGAACUGGUGUGUGAUAGGAUAAGAAGACCCCAAAGACAGAAGAAGUGUUGCGUAUACCAGUGCAUCAACACAGAAGUUGCCUCUAAUGCAUCAAGACAACCCAACUGUACUAACACUCAGAGAGAAUGCCAGAGAGAUCGAAGUAAGGUUUUAUAUAUGAACAUUGUUACACACUAGUGUGUGAGAGAGAAAACCUGGUGCCUUUUUUUUGGUUUUGUAGUACAUUGAAGUGCAAGUUUAUUUUAAUUCUUGUGUUUUUUGUCUCUCAAAUUAUUAUAUUGUUGUGAUGGACUGAAACUUUGUUUUAUUGUUUGUAUAAGAUAAAUAUUAGUGUUUUUUGUUUGGUAGGAAA
Messenger RNA from Cornus florida, 3146 nucleotides. RefSeq names its product pentatricopeptide repeat-containing protein At5g39710. Gene Ontology annotation, molecular function: protein binding. The transcript has 5 exons. The record is from RefSeq and is a predicted model, not a curated record. The coding region runs from base 147 to 2444 and encodes 765 amino acids. Lineage: Eukaryota; Viridiplantae; Streptophyta; Magnoliopsida; Cornales; Cornaceae.